Molecule: messenger RNA, 742 nt
Organism: Rosa rugosa (rugosa rose)
Lineage: Eukaryota; Viridiplantae; Streptophyta; Magnoliopsida; Rosales; Rosaceae
Product: elicitor-responsive protein 3-like
Exons: 5
Coding region: 106-510 (134 amino acids)
Source: RefSeq, a predicted model, not a curated record
UUCUUGUCUAAGACGUACUCGAAGUACUUUGUAACUUUGUCGGAACUUUGUCCUCACUCACCUUUAGAUCGAUUUGUACAUUUCAUCAAUUCAUCUUUUGAGAAAAUGGCGCCUCGAGGGGUCCUUGACGUUUCAGUUAUUGGUGGAAGAAAUCUCAAAAAUCCGGAUAAAGUGGGUAAAGUAAUGGUCAUCGUCAACUAUAAAGAUCAGGAGCAUCGGACCCAACCCGUAGUAUGUCAUGGGACAGAUCCAGAGUGGAAUGAGCAACUUCUUUUCACCAUAGCUGAUUCAGUUGAAGAUGUCAGGCUUCGGGUCCAUGACGGGGAUUACGUUACUGAUGAAGAAGUUGGACAUUCCUCUAUUCCAUUAAACACCCUACUUGAGUCGGGGUACGAAGCGCAAAUCGAGGCCCAUCCAUAUGAUGUAUCCAGGGGAGGUGACACCUAUGGAGAAAUUAUCGUUGCCCUCCAUUUUCAUCCAGAGCCCGGCCAUGAUAAAGAUCAAGAUUAGUGAUGAUAUGGUGGAUGGAAAGAAUAAGCAGAUCAGUACUUAUUGCUUCGUAAUCUGAUGAUACUGAUACUAUCUUUUUUUAUGGAAAUGGAAUAAAAGGGGUGAAGAAUAAAACGCUCCGGUUUUGGAGAUUUCAGCUGUUCCAUUAAUGAUACAUUGUAAUAAUAAGGCUCUUAUUCUGAGCUUGAGUGAUUCCUUAUGUACUAGUUAUCAAUCAAAUAGUCUUUCAACC